Durusdinium trenchii is the source of this 1783-nucleotide messenger RNA. The record is from the annotation of a GenBank genome assembly. NCBI's taxonomy places the organism in Eukaryota, Dinophyceae, Suessiales, Symbiodiniaceae.
GCGGAGGUGAAGGAGCUUUUCGGUCCGUCGAACGCUUUCCGCUUUCGGUGCCCAUGGUGCUCCGGAGGUGCUCCGGGGGGAUGUGUGGGACUUCGUACGACUCAUUCUGGGAACUGUCCGAGAAUCGAAGGUUCUGGGCGUCCUUUCCCACCCGAAGAAACGCCACGAAGUCGGAGCUUCGGGUCGUCCCGCCCCCGGUCUGCAUUCGUCCUGGGAGGAGGUCCACCAGACCAAUUCGACUGGAGUAACGACGAUGUACACCAUUUGGCCCAAAGGAGAUGCUUGGCGGUUUUUGGCGUGGCCUUUUUUGGAGCUUAAACCUCAUGUGAUGGGGAAGGAAUCACCUCAUUGGCCACCAGAGAUUCCCAGUGAUUGCUGCAACGAGAUGGACAUCCUUUACAGCUACCCCCCGGUGACGCAAGACUGGGAGGAGUCGCAAAUGGCCUUCUACGGUGGACUGGCCGUGGGCAUCGUCUACGCCUUCGGGGGGGAGGGACCUUCGUUGGGCCCACUGAACCCCGGAAAAAAGCAAACAGUUGGAGGGGACCAGCAGGCGGUGAAGGCAGAGAGUGCCAGAAGGCGGGAGGACGGGAAUGGUCGUCAGUGGCGUGCAGUUCGUCCCGACGAGGAGGAGAAUGACAGUGAGUCCAGUCAGAGUAGGCCCACACCUGCUAGAUCCUCUGAGACGGGGCAUAGUGGAGGUGGAUCGGGUGGUGGCAGGAGCUCAGUGGGGCCCCCACCAUCAUAUGACGGAGACCGAAGUGCAGGAGCUUGGGAUGAAUAUCGAAUCCGCGCCAGGUUGUGGCUUCGAACUACCCCAAUUGAAGAGCGAGCUCGUGGCCCAAGAAUGCUUCAAGCCUUAACUGGUCAGGCCUUUGAAUCAAUGAAACAUUUGGCCGAUUCGGACGAGUGGAUGGAGGAUCCACGCAACGGCCAAUUGCUAUUGGACAAGAUGGCUAAGCCUAGUUUCUUUGGCAAAGAAGAAUUGGAAUCAUUGUGGAGCGCCCUUCAAAAACUCCUGUACACCAAGCUGCGCAAUGAUGAGGACGAUUUGGGAAGCUUCCGAAACAAGUUUGAAGAGGCCGUGAGAAAGAUCACCAAACACGGUGUCACACUGCCGGAUCAAGCACUUGGCUUUCUGUACCUCAAGCAGCUUCGCGUUGACAGUUCCACCUUGGAGCGCAUCAUUACCAUGACCAAUGGUGAUUUGGGCUUAGAAGAAGUCAUGACAGCCGCCCGCAAGCUCAAAAUGCGCCUCAUUGAUGAGACUGAAGACAAAAAGAAGCAUAUCUGGAUUCAGGAUCUGGCCGAAGAUGGAGCCGAACCCAGUGCCGAUGGAGAUGCCCAGGACGAAGAGCUGGAGGCGCUUGAAGGGGCGCUGCAAGACUUGGAUGAUGAGAUUGACCCCAUCAAUGAAGACGAGGCCAAGGAUGUUCUUAUGAACCUCAUCAAGCAAAAAGUCACUGGCCCAGUUCAGAGCAUGUCAUACCGACAGGUCCAGAAUAUGAAGCGUGACAUUCAGAAUGCCCGUGGAUUCCGUGCUGUACAGAGCACUCAGCAGCCGCGUGGUCGUUCCGAUCGGCCAAAGGCAGAUCUCGGAUAUCUGAAAUCCAUCACACGCUGCAAGAACUGCAACAUGGUUGGCCACUGGCACCGAGAGUGUCCUCACAAGAAGCCUUUCAAUGGUGAGACACCUGUGCCUCCUGCCAGUCAGAAGCAGGGCUGGUGGACUCUUUGUGAGACCAUCAAUGAGGAGAUGCAACGACCCCAGUCUUCGGAAUAG